Nicotiana tabacum (common tobacco) is the source of this 1164-nucleotide messenger RNA. The record is from RefSeq and is a predicted model, not a curated record. NCBI's taxonomy places the organism in Eukaryota, Viridiplantae, Streptophyta, Magnoliopsida, Solanales, Solanaceae.
AAACUCUUUUUUAAUAGGAUUGAGUCACCGAGUUUAAAGCUGCUAGGAAUCAUGUUGAUUAUUUCUUUUGGGAUAUUAUUAACAGUUGCAAAGGAAACAGAGUUUCAGUUUUGGGGAUUUAUCUUUGUUAUGCUAGCUGCCGUUAUGUCUGGGUUCCGCUGGACUAUGACUCAGAUACUUCUGCAGAAAGAAGUCUAUGGUUUAAAAAAUCCACUCAUGCUAAUGAGCUAUGUUACUCCAGUGAUGGCUAUUUCAACUGCUGUGCUGUCUCUCAUUUUUGAUCCAUGGCAUGAGUUCGGAGACAACAUUUACUUUGAUAGCUCAUGGCACAUUACUAGAAGUUGUUUGCUGAUGCUUUUUGGUGGAACAUUGGCUUUCUUUAUGGUUUUGACGGAGUAUAUUCUUGUGUCUGUUACUAGUGCAGUAACAGUGACGAUAGCGGGAGUUGUAAAGGAGGCUGUCACUAUCUUGGUUGCUGUGUUUUACUUCCAUGAUAAGUUUACCUGGAUGAAAGGGGUUGGUCUCUUGACAAUAAUGCUUGGUGUCAGUUUGUUUAAUUGGUACAAGUAUGAUAAAUUACAAAAAGGAAAUCUAAGUGAAGAUGAAAUGUCAGGAUCCUCAAUGCAAAAUGCAGCUGCAAAGUAUGUUAUUCUUGAAGGAUUGGAAGAUCAAGAUGAUGGUCCUUGAAAUUCCCAUACCGCAUUAUCUGCAUUUGCAAAUUUAAUGACUGCUGCCAAUGCUGAUAUUUUCAAGGAAGGGUGAGUUAUCAUAUAUGGAUUAUUAUACCAAGAAGCUCAAAUGGGACCAAAGUGACAGCAUCAACUGGUCUUUGUUCAGCUUAACCCUGCCCUAGACAGCCUUUUAUCAGUUUGCUGGUGAAAGAAAGAAGCUUUUGUUCAUCAUUAUUGUUGGUAAAAAGAUUGAUCUGUUUCCAUACAUAAUUCUAAGGGCUCCAAUUUUGUUAAACAAUUUUUUUACAUUGUUCUUAUUGUAUCUCUGUAGUUUGGCAUCAAAAUUUCAUCCUCAUUUAUUCAAAUAUUUUUCCGGUUCUAUCUCCUUCUCGUUUGUUCACCUUAGUAGGCAUUGACCAUUGUUAUAUAUCUUUAGUUUACUUGUAAAACAGGUUUGACAUAGUAUUUUAGACAGGCUUUUGCUUUGAUUUAU